Molecule: messenger RNA, 2221 nt
Organism: Homalodisca vitripennis (glassy-winged sharpshooter)
Lineage: Eukaryota; Metazoa; Arthropoda; Insecta; Hemiptera; Cicadellidae
Product: hydroxyacid-oxoacid transhydrogenase, mitochondrial-like
Exons: 10
Coding region: 135-1544 (469 amino acids)
Cellular component (GO): mitochondrion
Molecular function (GO): metal ion binding; alcohol dehydrogenase (NAD+) activity
Source: RefSeq, a predicted model, not a curated record
GCGCCACUAGCUAACUGCUCAACAGCAGAUCUCUGGUUGCCGGCUAGUGUCGUUCGUUGGUGUUGCUGAGACUGUAGUCAGAUUAGUGUUGUAACAUACAGUUUGUACUGUCAUAGUAAUCAACUUAUGCCAUAAUGGUACCGCGGAAAAGAAUUGUUGAUCUCAUAAAUGUCAUAACAAAUGCUUCCAACAAAUGUCCAGCCCACUCUCACACUGGGCCCUGUGGAUUUUCACACUCCCACUCUACAGCCAAUCCCCCUGCUUCAAAGGAAUACGCUUUUGAGAUGGCAUGUUCUACCAUCCGAUACGGAAUGGGCGUCACUCAAGAAGUUGGAAUGGACUUUGUCAACAUGAAAGCAAAAAAAGUGUGUGUGAUGACAGAUCCUCACCUGAGCAAACUGCCAGCUGUCAAAACCGCUUUGGACGCUCUGGCCAGGCAGAAUCUAGACUACGAACUGUAUGACAGAGUUCGUGUGGAACCAACAGAAACUAGUUUUGCAGAUGCAACCAAGUUUGCGAAAGAGGGAGGGUUUGAUGCUUUUCUGGCUGUUGGGGGAGGCUCUGUCAUGGACACCUGCAAAGCUGCUAACCUCUACAGCUGUGAUCCUGGAGCUGAGUUCUUAGACUAUGUCACCCCUCCCAUAGGGAAGGGCAAGCCCAUCACUAUCCCUCUAAAACCUCUGAUAGCAGUCCCAACAACAUCGGGUACUGGCAGUGAGACAACGGGGGUGAGUAUUUUUGACUAUGAACCGCUUAAGGCCAAGACUGGGAUUACUAACAGAGCUCUGCGCCCGACCCUGGGACUUGUGGAUCCUGUGCACACCCUCUCACUGCCAGAGAAGGUCUGCACAUACAGUGGGUUUGACGUGUUCUGUCAUGCACUGGAGUCGUUCACAGCCAUUCAUUAUACUGAACGCUCACCUCGCCCUACCAACCCCAUCCUGCGACCUGCCUACCAGGGACAGAACCCCAUUUCUGAUGUUUGGGCACGCUUUGCCCUCCAAGUGAUUAAGAAAUACUUCAAAAGAGCAGUGUACCAGCCUGAUGACCUUGAAGCUCGGUCCAACAUGCACCUGGCCUCCACCAUGGCAGGAGUGGGGUUCGGUAACGCAGGGGUUCACCUGUGCCAUGGCCUCUCUUACCCAAUCUCUGGCAAUUGUAAGACCUUCCAGCCUAAGGACUAUAGCACUGAUCAUCCCAUGAUCCCACACGGUCUGUCAGUAGUCAUGUGUGCUCCGGCAGUGUUCAAAUUCAUUGGAACUGCUUGUCCAGAGCGUCACCUCGAGGCUGCAGAGAUUCUUGGUGCUGAUAUCUCCAAUGCCAAAAAAGCUGAUGCAGGUGCCAUACUAGCAGACACUAUACUAGGCUACAUGCAUGUGAUGAAGGUGGAAAAUGGUCUCUCAGAGCUAGGGUACUCCAAGUCAGACAUUCCUGCGCUGGUAAAGGGUACACUGCCUCAGGACCGUAUGACAAAACUAGCACCCAGAGAACAAAGUGAAGAGGACUUAGCUCAGCUCUUCGAAAAUUCUUUAUCAGUUUACUAACCAGGAAGUUAUAGCCUUCCUCACAUGGGUGUAUAUAAGGGCGGGCUCAGGGACCCCUCCCCCCAAAAGUUUUGAAAGACAGACAUUAAAAUUGCUCCCAGUAAUAUUUUUAAGCUAGGACACAUUUAGAGAUCUUAAAGCUCAAUACUUUCCAGGUAGAAUAUUCCCUAGCUCAUGUUUUUGGAGGGCAUUUUAAACCUUCUAAAUUACCAAAUGUGUCAGCCCCUCUGAAAUAAUUUGUUAUAUAUCCCAUCACGUCUCCUCAGGGCCAUGUGGAAUUUCAUAUCUACUUUUUUAAGGGAUGUUUGUGGUUCAAGGACCUUAUUAUCUCAUCAUAUAUUUGACAUAAGCAGUGUCAUUAUCUAUCUAUAAUAAUAAUAAUGACAUUAUCUAUAAUAAUAUAUUAUAUUUUCAUUUAACACAGUUAAAGGUUAUGCUCUAAUAUAUUCCAAAAUAUUAGAAUAUUUUAAUAGAUUCAUAUACAAGGAUAUUUUUAAUCAACAUUAAAACUUUUGCAUUACAUUUGAUUCACUAGGUUAAGUGUUGUGGAAGAACUAUUGCAUCCUAACCUAUCCUUUCAGUAAAGACUCAUUUUAUUCCACUUGCUACAAUAUAUUUCUAAGGAUGAUAUGAUUCUGAUACUCAAUACCUCAUCAUAUUAAAGAUAUUCAAUGUCA